Messenger RNA from Mycena citricolor, 4727 nucleotides. Lineage: Eukaryota; Fungi; Basidiomycota; Agaricomycetes; Agaricales; Mycenaceae. The record is from the annotation of a GenBank genome assembly.
UAAAGAAUCAUAAGUACAUGCAACAUAGUCAUAAAUGAUAACAGACACAUCUCGAUUAGAUGAGAUGAUACACACAAGCACCCAAUAACCCAUAGUAAAAGAUCCAAGUCAAGGGACGGAACGUCAGUACUCAGUCACGAACCCUCCCGAACAGCCACCUGCCGAGUCUCCCAUCAAGCUCUAUCCAAUCUCGCGCGCUUCGCCGUCUCCGCCAUCUUCGCAACGACGCGGCGCACAUGCACACAGUCCUCCAUAUGCGUCUCGAGGUCCUUCUUCCCAACCACCUCCUGCGUGCACCCUGCGGCCGGGCACCCGACGUGCUUCGCGUUCAUGUGAUGUAUCAUCAGGUGGUGCGCAAACGUCGCCUCCGUCACCUUCUGCCGGCACCCCAGCGACGCGAGUGCGUCCCAGCGGUCCGCGCACACGAACUCCGCGAACGGGCUCGACGCCUUCGGGAUGCGCGACGACGACGCGAGGCCGAGCCGCGCCUUCGUCGCGCGCGUGGCCUCCGUGAUCGCGGCCGCGCUGGCGAAGUGGUGCGCCGAGUGUAGGUGCGCCUGCAGCUCCUCGAUCUUGCCCCGGACCUCGGUGCCGCACUGGUGCGCGGCGACGCCGGCGCAGGGUGCCGUGCCGGUGCAGAUGCGGCGCUGGCCCACCGAAAUGACGAAUGCGCGUUGGCGCCGCUGGGUCGGGUCGGCCGGCGCUGGGGGGAAGGGGCACGUGCAUGCGUGGGCGGCAUCGGCGAUGUAGAGGCAGGGGAGGGUGCGCGUGUGGCCGAGGCGCCCGGCGUUCUUGACUUGUCGUGAGAUGUAUUCCUUGCGCAUCGCGGUGAGCUUCUCGUCGUCGGCGGGGCGGAUCCUGUUCAAGCGUUCCUUGUCAGUCACAGCUAUGGAGAUAGGACUUGUGUGAUGAGGUACUUACUCUUCAGCUUUGCGCUUGAGAGUGUUGGCGAUGGGUUGCGGGGCGAUCACCGCUUUGGACGAGCCUGCUGUGGCGGCCGGUGCAGGUCGAGGCACGAACACCGCGGUGGUGUCCAUCCACGAAUACUUCUUGAAGUCCAGCCCGUAGUGAUUCUUCUGGAGCUCGACACGACUAUCAGGAAUGUCAGACACGGGAUCUAUUAUGCAGUAGGGAGAAAUGCGACCGACCGUUCACUUUCUUGAGCUUCGGUCACAGCCGCACUCGCGGUUUCUUUGCCCUUGCCCUUUCUCGACCGCUUCGGCUUCGGCUUCGGCUUCGGCUGGGUGGUGGCGGGUGUCGCAGCGCCGGAGGAUUCAGCAGCUGCUUGGCCCACCCGCGCCGUCUGCUUCGUCUUCUUCUUGCUCCCUCGCGCAGGCGAGACCGGCGUCGUCGUCGUCGGCGCCGUCGUUCCGAGGGACUUGCGUCGACUGCGUUCGGAAUUGAGGGGCUGGGUCGGGACUGCGUUCUCCGCAACGAAUCGGGCGCCCACUGACUGCGCGGGCUUGUCGUCGGACAUGACGUCGUUCGAUGGGGCGGCGGGCAGCGAGGAGUUCAGGGCGAAGAUCGGAAGUUGGAAGCGCGGGGUGGCAUUGCUGGCCUCGACCAGGUUGGUUUCAUGUCGCGAGUUGUUGUUUGUGGGUGCAGUAGGGCGGGUGGGGAGUGGUAGAACCUCGAUCAUGUCGUCGUCGUCGUCGUCGCCGAACAGCUCAGCCUCGAGACUCUUGUCCAGAGUCUGCGCAUGCUGGCUGCUGUCGUUCAGAGCAAAGAUGGGAACGGAAUACGCAGCGAAGCCGAACGCCGGGUCGUCCCCAUCUUCCUCAGCACCAAAGAGUUCAACCUCGAGACUCUGGUCCAUCGCGUCGUGGGAGUCGUCGGCAGCGCCAUGCCAUGCGGUGGAAGUCUCGUUCAUUGGGUUGUCGCUGCCGGCGCCUUCGAAGCGCUCCAUCUCAGCUUGCAGCUUGCGCUCGAGGUCGUCCAUCCCAUCCCCGAGCUCCACUCCUGCACACUGCUCGUCCCCCGCCAGCUGCUGGAACCCAAGCUCAAGCUCCCGAUCCAAGUCCAUAUCAUCCUCCGAAGACACGUCGAAGAUCUCAUAGGAGUCGCAGUUGACCGCAGGAGCGCUUACGGCGGCGCAGAUGGUGGACGGCGACGAUCUGUUUCUGGGGACAAGCCUGCUCUGAUGGGUGCGUAUUCCCGACUGUUGCAUAGUAGCGCGAUAUGAUAGAGCAAAUAGCCUGACCGUGCAAUGAUGUGCUACGCUAUAUAAAGGGUCUCCCGACAUGUCUGCGAAGCGCACAGCAACAUAAAGACGAGCCCACGAAUUCUCGGAGUGCAUCCCAAAAAGGCAAUCUAUGAUUGGAACACAAUGCAAAAUGUGGGUGCCGCGAGUUCCGCGGAAGCUGAUCAUGAUCAGGAUGACCGGAAGCGGAAGAACAAUGCGAUAAUGAAAGGAAACUAGGGGAGAUCGUCCGCCGCACUGCGUCUUCGCGGUUGCCAUCAGGCUGGCGUUUGGGGUCGUCCUGCCUGCAAGUUUCAAAAGAUAUGCUUCUUCUUGCUUUAUCCGUCACCAGGCUACCUCAAGACACUGAUUCAAUCCAAGCCUGGAGUUUCUAGAGGACAUCGUCUCAGUUUUUGAGAGUGUGAGAAUACGGAUCACUCGUCCGUGCCUUGGGGGAUCUCCGAUCAGUGGCGAUGCAUUAGAUCGCGCGGCCGGUAACUAAACACCUCAUUGCUCGUAUAGGAAAUUCUUUGUCGGAUCACUGCCAUGAGUGAUCGCAUCAAUGCGGGACUCCACGAAUUGGUUGCUCCCGACGACGCACGCCCCAUUCGGCUGCGAACGCACAGCCUUCCUAACCCGAGUUGUUAGAUUCAAUACAUUGUCCUCUGCAGGAUUGCCCGUUGGGUGCCGGCACGGAAUGCCCCCCUUCGAAGCCCUGCCGUGCGCGGGGCGUUGACGACGGAUGAGCAUCACAACCCUCUAAUUCCCUGAUAUGGCUUCGGCGCACCUUAUUGUCUUCCCGACCAUCGAUGGCAUCAGCGCGCAUCAGGACCAUUCUUUCCAUUGUCCCCAUCACGUGCACAUUCAAACCGGGGGCGAUUUGGCCCCCCUAUAUAUGUAUUACCGCGUCAGGAGGCGCUGGUUACCACUUUCUGUCCCUCUUCUGCCGCUGCUAUGGACCCGAUCACCGACAAGUCUCGUCUCACCCGCCUCGGGCACGUCGUGGACACGGAGGACGCGCUGAUUCCGGCGCGUCGGGACGGCCAGUUCUGGCACCGCGACGGCGAUGUCGUGGUCGUCGUUGCCGGGCUGCAUUUCAAGAUUACGCACGACUUUUUGUUCGCCACGGACGAGAAUGGCGAGCCGCUGCCUGACGUCAUGAAUCCCUUCACCCGGAACCGACUCCCGGCGCUGUUCGGUGCGCGCGGGACGCCGCAAGACCCGGUGCCGAUGUUUUUUGUUGAGGUGCACGAGAUGCGGGACUUCCUACGAUUUGCGUAUGCCCGAACCAAAGACAUCGCCAAGUUCCGCGGAUUCACGAUCAUGCAGCUCGUCAACGCGACCUCGCUGGCCCUCCAGCUCCAGCGGCGCGACUUCAUCGAUUACGCGCUCGAGGCGCUCCCCGAUCUGCUCUCCGCAGACUCUUCGCAUCGCCUGCGGCACUGCACCGCCGCCGAGUACCGCGCGCUCCUGCGCCUCAAUCGCCGGCUGCCGAUGCCCGACCUCAAGCCCAACUACCCGUUCGAGGAGGACGUGUCCCAGACGUACGCGUGGCGCUUCGACAUGCAGGCCCCGUUCGACAUCGGGACCGCGCUCGACUUUGGCGAGGAGCUGGGGCUGCGCACGAUGCUCGGGCACGUGUACUACGAGGUGCGCAAGCGCAUGGACGCCGAGGACGACAAAAAGGAAGAGGACGACGACGACGACGACGAGGAUGAAGACGACGAGGACGUGUUCAGCUCCCCGAAGCGCGAGAACUCCUGCGUCGCGCGGCUUGCGCCGAUCCACCGCCAGCGCCUCUUCGUCGGCGCGCUCUCGCUGCACAGCUUCUGGCUGCGCACGAUGCUGCGCGCGCCGGCGCUCCCCUGCGCCGACCGCGACGUGUGGCGUGCCGCGUGGCACAGCGCGUGCGUGCAGGUGUGUUCCGAGAAGGGCAGCGCGGACGUCCUGGCGAAGCUCGAGCACCUGCGCGUCGUGCUCGAGGACAAGGUGUGCCCGACGAUCUGGAGCCCGGCCGAGGCGGCCGUCGCCGCUAUCAUCAAGGCCUUCCGCCUGUCGCUGCCGAGCCACUUCUUGGGUCCGGCGAACGAGGAGGAGGAGGAGGCGGUGUUCUGCGACUCUUCCGACGAGGAGGAUGCGUGGGAGGAAGGGUCGACUGAGGGGGACGAGGACGAGGACGGCGAGGACACGAUCCGGGUCAGCUUUCAAGCCACGUCAAUCCCCUCGAAGAACGAGCACGGCGAUGAUCAAGAUGCUCUGUCCGAAGACGAUGACGAGGAUUUUUUUGAAGACGAGGAUGUUUGCAUGUCCAGUGGGCGGGUCGAUUCCGACGUGAUCAUGCACGAUGUGCACACGGAAGGUGUGGACGACCACGAGAUGCCGUUCUGGGGCCCGGUCUUCUCUUGAGUAUAUGCUUCUCUCAUGCUGUGUUCUGUAUAUAAUUGUCCUGUCUGCUUGUAUAUCGUCCGUGUUGUGUCGUCCAUCGCUGCUGUACUUGUUUUCGAGAUAUGCUGAAAUGAAUUCUGGUGCUGCUGGGAUCAAGUGACAG